This is a messenger RNA of Hemisphaericaspora subhashii, 1083 nucleotides long. RefSeq names its product ribosome biogenesis protein TSR3. The transcript has a single exon. The coding region runs from base 1 to 1083 and encodes 360 amino acids. Lineage: Eukaryota; Fungi; Ascomycota; Pichiomycetes; Serinales; Debaryomycetaceae. Gene Ontology annotation, molecular function: rRNA small subunit aminocarboxypropyltransferase activity. Gene Ontology annotation, biological process: maturation of SSU-rRNA. The record is from RefSeq and is a predicted model, not a curated record.
AUGGGGAAGGGAAAGAAUAAAACUCACGAAGACAGAUCAUCAACCAGCAAGCAACGUACAUCAAAUUGUCACAAGUCCAAACAACACCACAUUCGAAAGGGUCGUCAAGAACUCGGUGCAUCAAACACCGCUGAAACCGCAACCAGGAAAUUCCCAACCAAAUUAGCCAUGUGGGAUUUCGACCACUGUGAUCCCAAAAGAUGUAGUGGUAAAAAACUAGAACGAUUAGGUCUCAUAAAAAAUCUCCGUGUGGGACAAAAAUUCCAAGGGGUCGUGGUUUCACCUAAUGGGAAAUCAAUCGUUUGUCCAAAUGAUCGUGAACUUGUAGAAGAAAAUGGAGCGGCUGUUGUUGAAUGUUCAUGGGCGAGAUUGGAUGAGAUUCCAUUUCUGAAAAUUGGAGGAAGAAAUGAGAGAUUGUUGCCAUAUCUCGUAGCUGCCAAUCCGGUGAAUUAUGGUCGUCCAUGGAGAUUGAAUUGUGUUGAGGCACUUGCUGCUUGUUUUGCGAUUGUGGGACAUAUCGACUGGGCUGAGAUGUUGUUGGAGAAUUUUAGUUGGGGAUUGACUUUUUUGAAGAUUAAUGAAGAGUUGAUCCAGUUAUAUCAGAAAUGUACUGAUACUGAAUCGAUAACCAAGGCACAAGAUGAGUGGUUGGCCAAGAUCGAGAAGGAAGCUAAGGAAAGAAAGGAACAGGUUAAUAAUGUGGAUGAUAUUUGGUUGAUGGGAAAUGUUAAUAGAAAAGAUGCAGCAGAAGAGGAAGUGGAUAGCGAGGAAGAGGAAGAUGAAUGCGAAAGUGAUGCUGAGUAUGAUAACUUAGGAAACAAAAUACCGAAGAAAAAGUACGAUUCAUUAGGUAAUGAAAUCGAUGAAGAUAGUGGUGAUGACGAGGAAGAAGAAGACGAUGUAGACGAAGACAGGGAAGUUAGAUAUGAUUCCUUGGGGAACAUUAUAGAAAGUGAAGACGAAGAAGAAGAAGACGAGGAUGCAAGUGAAACGGGAAGUGACGGAGAACCCGUUUACCACGAAUUUCGCAAUAAUAUAACCCGAGAUGAACUUUCCAAUAGAGUUAGUGGCUUGUCUAUAUAG